UUUUUAUUUUGAAGGAGCUAAUGAAGUAAUACUGAGUGUAGUCGCGCACAGUAAAACCGCCUAUACGCUAACUUUAUUAUCAAUUACAGAUUGAGUUGACCCUUUGUACCAUGUUAUCUUAGGUGAUUGUUCGUAUUCAGGAAAGAAAUUUCUGUUCAUCAUAUCUCAGACAUGGCCACCGUUCAGAUCAGGAGUUACAGAAAUGAGGAUGAUGAGCGUGUGAAGGAGAUCUUCAUACGGGGGAUGAGUGAGCACCAACCUUCAUCCUUCAUGCACACCCUGAAGCAGCCUCAGACCCAGAUGCUGCUCAUGUGCGUGUUCUGUGUGGUCAUGGCCAGCUCCAAGUCUGUCCUGCUUCCCAUCAUGGUGGUCACCCUCCUCCUGGCUGGAGCCCGGCAGAUGAUCGGCUACAUGUUCAAAAGUUACAUAGACACCUGUCUCAGGAGUGACCUGAACAACGUCAGUGAGACCUAUCUGAAGAAGGAGGACUCAUGCUUUUGGGUGGCUGAAAGUGAUGGACGGGUGGUUGGGACAGUGGCAUGUCUCCCUGCUGAAGAUUCGCCUGGUUGCCUGGAGCUGAAGCGCAUGUCGGUGUGCCGGAGUCAUCGUGGGAUGGGCAUCGCUAAGGCUCUGUGUCAGACGGUAGCAGACUUUACUCGAGACCGAGGUUAUUCUGCUGUCGUCCUUCGCACCUCUGUGGUACAGACUGAUGCUCAGAAACUGUACGAACACAUGGGCUACAGGAAGAUCAGAGAGUUCCCUGUGCCUGAGUUUAUUGCUAAAAUCAUCAACUUCACUCUGAUCGUUUACAGACUUGAUUUGCAGAGAGAUGGGGAGCAGGAAUAAAAGGGAUGCUUUAUAUUGAUUGUAAUAAAUGUAGAAAUGUGAUUACUGGGAAUUUGAAUUUCAUUGUGCCAAUGCAUAAAUUAUUUUAUUGCACAGUGAUAAAGUGUUGUUUUCACUAUAUUGUUCUAUUUUUGAUAAUGAGACUCUUAUAUUGCAUUUACAUUGCAUGCUUUAGUUUAAUUAAAUGGUUUGUUAGAUUCACUCUGAUGCAGACUUUAGUGUUUGAAGAAUUAUUUGACACAGUUUUUUAGUUCCUGAUGGUUUGUAGACUCCUAUAGAGAUAUGUUAUCUGCAGCUUUUCAUUUUGCAUCACUUCUGCAGGAAAUUUAAAUAACUCAGAUAUCUGUUUAGCUAAUUGUGGGGGGAAAGCUAUUUUUGGUCAUUCAGGAGUUUCCCAUUAGAGAUGGAACCCAGAUAGGCUUGUUGCCCGCAUGUGGACACAGGAGACAUCCAGACCUGGAAAAACUGUCCAACAAAUGUGACAAAAAAUAAAAAUAAAAAUACAUCCAAACUUUUUCUUAAA
Messenger RNA from Nothobranchius furzeri (turquoise killifish), 1369 nucleotides. RefSeq names its product probable N-acetyltransferase CML1. Lineage: Eukaryota; Metazoa; Chordata; Actinopteri; Cyprinodontiformes; Nothobranchiidae. The record is from RefSeq and is a predicted model, not a curated record. Gene Ontology annotation, molecular function: N-acetyltransferase activity.